ACAACAAUUCAGCGCUCAGCAGACAGCUAAUUUAUCAUUUUACUUAUCAUAGAUAUCAUCCAAAGUUCUUUGUAUUUAAAAUCCCUACAUUGUCAUAUCUGUGUCAGAUCUAAUUAAUUUGAUCCCAUUAGUAACACUUUUCUUUUAAAGAAUAAAUAUAGCAGUGAACUAGUGACCUGUGAUGUCGUUUUUUUAACCUUACUUGAUUCUAAGGAAACAAUGCCAAGUGAUAUUACGGAAAAGUUCCUUGAAGUUCUGAAUACUACCUUCUCAUUAUGUGAUAAAAAUGGAACAGGUCUUGUUGAGAUCAAUAGGCUUAUUGAUUUUCUCAUAUCUCAAGAACCAUCCUGGCACGAUAAUGAAACAGUGCGAGAAGAAUUUUUUAAAGUUUUGCACAAUGACCUAAACAAUGUAAUAAGUAAAGAUGAAUUCAUUAAGUCGCUGCUGGAAUGGUUUGAAGCAUCUCUCAACCAGGAAAAAAAUCAUACCAAUGGAAAAAAUUCUACCAGUGAAGCUGGAAAAUGUUCAAACUCUUCGAGUGGUAUUAGUGAACCAUCUGAAAUAACUUCUGGAAGCAGUACCAACAGCAUGGAGGAAAUUCAUCCAGGAACAAUAUUUGUUACAGAUGAGCAGACCUUUACCAAUGAAGUCUUUGAUGAAACACCUCUCAAUGACAGUGAGAACUCCCAAACAGAUCUAAGGUUUGUGAAAGUACUACAGAGUGAGAUUACUACUCUUCUUCGAAAAAAUGAAUAUCUGGAAAAUAUUAAUGAAUCAUUGCUCGGUCAAGUUUCAUAUUUAGAAGACGCAUUUGCUAAAAAAGAGCAAGAUUCAGAGGAUUUAACGAAUCAAUUAAGUAAAACAAGAAAUCAUUUAGAAGUGCAAAUACAAAAAUAUGAAGAGGCUGAAGACCGAAUUAAUAUUGUUACUGAAGAAAAUAAAUCAAUGUCAAUACAAUUAUCCCACUCUGAAAGAGAAAACUGCAAGUUAAAUUCAGCUCUUUCAAGCCUUGAAGAAAAGUUAGAAAGCAGUUUAAAUGAAAAUAAAGAAAAUCAUUUCAAGAUUAAAGAGUUAAAAAAUAAACUAGACACAUUAACUAAUAUACAUAAUGACUCAAUUAAACAUGUAGAACUUGAACGAGAAAGUUUUAAUUUUAAAGAAAAUGAAAGGGAAAUUGCUUGGGAAGAAGUUAUGACUGAAAAUCAGAAGCUACGACAGCAGUUAGACUCAAAUGUUUUAUAUACAGAAGAUUUGAAACACAAACUAAAAACUGCACUGAAAGAGUUAUCCGAUUUGCAAAUUCAUCACAUAAAAAAUAUAAUGGAGACUGAUAGUUCUUGCAGCAUUCUCAGUGGUGAAAAUGCAAAGGUUUUUAUGGGAGAAAACUUCUUCCUCGGAGACACAGUUCCGUUUAAAGCUUCGCUAUUGGCUGAAUUAAAAGAUGAGGUGGAGUUGUCCAAGAAAGUGUGUAGCAGUGAUUGCAAGCACACUAUUGAACUUCAUCCCAGUCCCUUGGACACUUCUAAUACCACAGACGUUACAUCCACUGUCGAAACUGCAGAGAAGGCUACAAUGACCAAUAUAAUUUUGCAACAAGAAAGUCCCAAAAUACCAAAGCUGAGCCUAAACAGCAGCAAAUUUCAUAUUUUCAAAGCUAGGAGAUCUGUCAGAAAAUGGGCAAUUCUUUUGGGGAUACUCUGUUUUUUAUGUUUCCUUCUGAUUUUCGUUUUCAACAUCUUCAUUAGUCUUAAAACAAAGCGUUCUCAUAAACAGAUGUACUAUUUGAGUUUUAUUUUGGAUUUGUUAUGUGUUAGUGUAAAGACACUAGAUACAUUUGAUCCUAUUCAGUAAACACAUAACUCAUAAAAAUUUUCAAACUGUUGUGUUUACUGUGGAUUACUUUUUAGUUUCCAGUUGUUAAUGUUUACAUAAUGUAUAGUCUCUAGUAUUGUACUAUUUAAUUUGUUAUCAAUAAAAAGU
Molecule: messenger RNA, 1980 nt
Organism: Macrosteles quadrilineatus (aster leafhopper)
Lineage: Eukaryota; Metazoa; Arthropoda; Insecta; Hemiptera; Cicadellidae
Product: protein KASH5-like
Exons: 14
Coding region: 220-1851 (543 amino acids)
Source: RefSeq, a predicted model, not a curated record